This is a messenger RNA of Rhopilema esculentum, 7012 nucleotides long. RefSeq lists its product as uncharacterized. Gene Ontology annotation, biological process: microtubule-based movement. Gene Ontology annotation, molecular function: ATP binding; microtubule motor activity; phosphatidylinositol binding. The record is from RefSeq and is a predicted model, not a curated record. NCBI's taxonomy places the organism in Eukaryota, Metazoa, Cnidaria, Scyphozoa, Rhizostomeae, Rhizostomatidae.
UAAAAUGGGAGGAGAUUCCAUUUGUUAUGGGUGGCCGUCAAACUCAUGAAUGUACAGAAAAUUCAGUACAUGAUAACAGAAAGGAUUUUAAACCAAUUAGAUAUAUGUAGUCCCAAAUCCUCUUAUCUCUGGCCAUAACGUUAUGGCGUCGGUGAAAGUGGCAGUUCGCGUCCGUCCGUUGAACACCAGGGAGAAGAACAUGGAUGCUAAAUGCAUUAUAGAAAUGGAAGGAAAGAGAACUAGCAUCCUUAAUUUAAAAUUGAGCUCAUAUGCUGAUGAUCAUGGUGACAAGCCAGCACAUGGAAGAGAGAGGGUGAAAGAUUUCUUCUUUGACUACUCCUAUUGGUCAUUUGAUUCAAAUGCAAUGCAUUUUGCAAGCCAGCAGCAGGUGUUCUCAGACCUGGGAAAAGGUGUGUUGGAAGCUGCCUCUGAAGGCUAUAAUGCAUGUAUUUUUGCAUAUGGGCAAACUGGAUCAGGAAAAACACAUACAAUGAUGGGACAACCUGGAAACGUUGGACUCAUUCCAAGGAUAUGCGAGGGUCUUUUUCAUCAAAUGCGGAAAUGUGGAGAUGAUGGUAUUUCGUUCAGAACCGAAGUAAGCUAUUUAGAGAUUUACAACGAAAAAGUACGAGAUUUACUCAGACCUCAGUCUAAAAGAGGUACUACCUCAUACACAUUGAAAGUAAGAGAGCAUCCCAAAGAAGGACCUUAUGUACAAGGUCUUUCAAAGCACCUCGUAAAUGACUAUGAAGCUGUAGAGACUCUGAUGGCUCAAGGGAAUUCACUGAGAACAACAGCAUCUACUAACAUGAAUGACACAAGUAGCCGAUCUCACGCCAUUUUUACUUUGAGCUACACUCAGGCUAAAUUUUACCAUGACAUGCCGAGUGAGACUACGAGUAAAAUAAAUCUGGUUGAUCUUGCUGGAAGUGAAAGGGCUGACGCAACAGGUGCCACUGGAGUGAGGCUAAAAGAAGGAGGCAACAUUAACAAAUCACUAGUUACUCUUGGCUCUGUCAUAUCUUCCCUAGCUGAGUCAUCUACAAACCCGAAUAAGAAGCAUUUAUUUAUUCCAUAUCGAGAUUCGGUUCUGACUUGGCUACUUAAAGAUAGUCUUGGUGGAAAUUCGAAAACUAUUAUGAUUGCAACUAUAUCUCCAGCUGAUUGCAACUAUGCAGAAACAUUGAGUACUCUUCGUUAUGCAAACAGAGCAAAGAAUAUAAUUAACAAACCAACUGUGAAUGAGGAUCCAAAUGUAAAACUUAUCCGAGACCUGAGAGCCGAAAUCGACACACUGAAAAAUAUGCUGCAUCUGGAUGCUCUUAGUGAUGCCGAGAAAGCAGCUGCUAAAAAACUCUCAGAAAAUGAAGAGCGAUUGGUUGAAUUAACAGACAAGUGGAAAGACAGGUGGAAGGAAACACAGAAGAUUAUGCAGGAGAGGGAGCUUGCAUUGAAAAAACAUGAAGAAAUUGGGAUCAGAAUGGACUCAGAAUUACCACAUCUAGUUGCAUUAGAAGAUGACCUUCUAAGCACUGGAAUUCUUCUCUACCACUUAAAGGAAGGAAAGACUAAUAUCGGUACCAGAGAUGCAGAUGUCAAACCGGAUCUCGUGCUAACCGGUCCUGAUGUUGAGAAUGAGCACUGUAGUAUUGAAAACCAAAAUGGCUUUGUUAUUCUUGACCCAAAGCCUGGCGCCCUGUGUUCUGUUAACGGCAACCACGUAACCACCAGGACAAGAUUGCAGCAAGGCGAUGUUGUAAUUCUUGGAAGGACCAAUCUUUUUCGUUUCAAUCACCCAGCCGAAGCCCAAGAGUUACGAGAGAAGCGGAAAUCUUUUGGUGGCGGGCUUCCUAAUAUCUCAAUGGCUGCAAAGUUUGGCAGCGAGCAGGAUUUACUCCAGAAGUUAAGAUCAAGUGCGCAUGACAGCAGGGAAAAGAGAGAAGAAGAGCUUGCCAAGCAGUUAGAAGAAGCAAGAAAAGAUCUUGAAAGGCAGAAACAAGAUGAAGAGAGAAGAAUAGAGGAAGCGAAGAAUGAAUUCACCCGUCAGAUACGAGAUGAGUCAAGGAGACUUGAAGAGACAAGGAGAGAGUUACAACGACAACAGAGAGCACGGUACAAAGACUCACAGACAGCCGAGGAAAUAAGACAAAUGAUAGCCGAGCUGGAGGAAAGGUAUCACGAAUCAGAAACAAGAAGAGUGCAAAAGGAAGAUCAGCUCAAAGAAGAAGUUAGCGCGAAAGAACAUUUGAUUAAAGAACAAGAACAGAAGCUGAAGACAUUGCAGACAGUUUAUACGGAGUCAAAAGACAGUUCUGACUUGCAGAUCAAGGGAAUGGUGGAGCAUUUUUUAGAUAUGAGAACAGCAGAAACAGCAAGAAUGAAAGUGAAGAUGAAAGAAGUCAUACAACAGGAGUCUAAAGACCUCUCGAGCAGGGAUAUUGCAGAGAAGAAGAUAGAAAUGAAAAAAUUGUGGAUUUCAGAAUCUGAGAAAGUAUUGGGUCAAGAGAAAGUUGUUUCUGAUCUACAAAAUAAGUUGCAUGAGAUGAUUGAUAAGUUUGAAGAUGAAAGUAGUAUAAGUGACGAGGAUAAGAUCGAGUUUGAAUAUCAAAAGAGACAAACGGAAGAAAAACUGGCCGCAGCCCAUGAAGCUGUGGAAGAGCUAAAGGCAGACAGGGAGCGUGCUUUAAGUGUAUACAAAAAUGAUUAUAGAAAUAGAUUUGACUUGCUGUGCUGGGAGAGAGAAAAAGAAGAGGAGAAAGUAGAAGCAAAAAAAUUAUACCUUCGCCAACAGAUAAAUCGUCAGAUGCAGGCAUUAGAAACUACUGUUGACAGCUUGCAAAGUAGUAAGGAGGCGUAUGAUAAACUAGUAGAAGUUGAGGAGCAAUACUUAAAAGAUAAUAAAGUAGCAAUGGAAACGCGCCGGCAAGUACUCAAGGAUAAAUGCGAGACAAUGCAGAAAGGAUUGGAUGAGGAGAUACGGAAUUUCCAGGAACACGACAAGCUUUCGAAGCAGGAAAUAGAAAGUGGAAGAUCAACAAUUGAAGAACUGAAAUUGGAUUUAGGAAGAUUUGUGAUUGAUUUGAAACAUAGUGGUAUUGAAAAUGAUUCUGCGAAAGCUCAGAUUGAUGCAAAGGAAAGCGAAAUUGCAGAUAUGGAAUCGAAUCUAAAGGAUUUAGAGAAAAAACGUACAUCAGAAAGAUUGGAAAAUGAAGAAAAGGUGCAAGACAAACUUCACGUGAUGAAUAUGGUAAAUGUUGAAUAUGAGGAUGAGGUAAAGAACUCAAAUAGGAGUUAUACUGACAUGGAACAAAUUUCGCGAGAGAAGAUACUGCUCCAGCAGGAGAAUGUAGACGAUGCAGAAAAACAACUGCUACAAUGUAGAAAUAACUUAGAUCGAAAUGAAGAAAGAUUACAAGAAUUACAAAAAUUGGAAGAAGGUAUGAUAGCAAAAGCAGAUAAUGAACUUUUAUUUAUUGCAUACUUGUUAGAAAAAGACUUAGAAGAAAAGGGUAAAAUGGAUGAAUUUGAAGUAAUACAUAAGUGUAAGGAAAAUGUAGAGAAUAUAGCUACUGAAUACAAACAAGAAGUUUCGAAAUUACAAAAACAGGCAGAAGAUCAGCUGAAGCCAAUGGUUUUACAGAGAGAAAAGGCACAGGUUGUUUUGGAAGAUCUGGUCAGGUCAAGGGGAAUAAGUGAAGUUGCUUUGAACGAAGUCAAAGAACAGUUUCAGAAGGAGCGCGCUGAGGAAAUUUCAAAUAUCGAAAAGCUUAAGGAAAAGUUAGCUGAUCUUGAGGAAGAGACCAGCCUCUCAUUGAGUUUAGGUAGAGAUGAGAUUUCUUACGCUGGCCAUUCCGAUGUUCUAAAUGUGAAUCGAAUUUUGGAAAAAGAGCGACAAAGACUUAGCGAUGAAAUGGAACUGAAACUGAAGGACGCUGAGUCAAAAUGGGCCUCAGAAUUCGAUUCACUGAAGAUGGCUGAGUCGGAAGCAUUAGCUGCACUAGAGCAGCAAAAAGAAGCUCUUGUAAAGGAGCUAGAGAGUGUAAGUGCUGAAACGGAGAGGCAGAAGUACCAGCAAGAGAAGCUAGAAAGGGAAUCAAAUGAAUUGGAUCGAAUACGAGAGCUGGAGACAAUUAUUGUUGAAAAAGAAGACCUUGUCGAUAAAGUGAAACAGAGAGCUCAACAGGAAAUCACCGAACUGAACGAACUACUGGAUGAAAAUAAAAGGCAAAUAUACAUGCUGCAAGAGAAGCUUGACAGAUAUGCAUCAAUGAAUAGCCUGGCACUUGCAAGCCACAAUUACGAGGAUCAUCUUUCUGACAGUGAAGUUGCUGACCUGCUAUCUAGAGUUAGAAAUUCAGUAAGCUAUAUUGAUGAGGAUGAUGAUGAAAGUCAAAUUGGUUCGCAUCAGAUAUCUCCACCUCCAACUCCAAUAAAUCGCUUUCUUGAAUCAGUCAACAUAUAUAAAAGAAAUCAAAUCAGAGUCUCGGUGCCAAGGUUUAUUCUUCGUGGCCUCGGUCGCAAUGCUUACCACGUAUUUGAGGUUAAGCUGUCUGUUGGUGAUGACACGUGGUCAGUCUUUAGGAGAUAUAGAAAAUUUCGACAGCUGCAUCAAGAACUCAGAAUAGAAUACCCAGUUGUGGGGAACCUUGAAUUUCCUUCGAAGAGGUUUUUUGGCAACAGAGCGGAGAGUUUUGUCCGUUUACGACGAGCCCAGUUGGAGGCAUAUCUCAAAGCUCUUUUUGCAAUACUGUCCAACAUAGCAACCUGUCCUGUAUCACUCAUAACAGAGCAACCGCUGACCAAGCAGGAUGUCGGAAGAUUUCAUCAGUUUUUCAAGCAAGGUGUCUUUGAAAUUACGAAGGGUUCUAGAGCAGACCAAAACUCGUUGAUAUGAGUUUGCUAAGUCUUCAGUUUCUAUUCUGAAGGAGAUCAGUAGAACCUCCUAAAGAGAUGCUGCCAUGCUUGAUAGCUGGAUAGGAGGCUGGCACAAGUUAAAACUGUUUUUUACCUUAACAUUGUCUAGUUGAUAGCGUUUAGUAAAUAAAAGAGUUUGGUGGGUGUUCGUUUGGAAAGUAGGCCCUUGUUGUUUGGAACUUCGUGAUCGAAUUAAACUAGCUCGUUGACAACUGUUUGGAAUCAGACAUAAAUAUAAGGUAAGCUUCUAAUGGUAUUCUUAUUCGCAUUUUCAAAUCUAUUGUUUAUACGGAGCAAAAGAAGCAUUGGUCUGCGAUCCUGAUCCUCUUUUUGUUAUAUUUACUGAGCUGGAAGAGUGUCCGAUAGGUUCAUGCGUAUUCCUUUAUUCCAUAUACUAAGUAUAUCGAGAAAAAGCCUCCCGUGGCUUUAUUGAAUUUGACGUUAAACUAGUGUAUAAAGUCAUCUGCCGUGGAGUAUAAAGUUUUUUUACUGUUGUCAAGAUGAUAUUGGAUGCUUUCUUUCUUUUAAACGGGCAUUUAAAGGCUCCCGCGUAAUCCAAAUCCAGGUAGGAAACGGGAUCGAUUUUUGUGGGAUACGGAUGGCAAUCAGGUAGUUGCACAACACAAUUUUCAGGAUUGUGAUCCAAAUCCACAUAGAAAACAGGAUCGAUUUUUGUGGGAUAUGGACCGCAACCGGGUGGUUGCACAACAAAAUUUGCAGGAUUGCGAUCCAAAUCCAGGUAGGAAACAGGGUCGAUUUUUGUGGGAUAUGGAUCGCAACCGGGUGGUUGCACAACACAAUUUUCAGGAUUGCGAUCCAAAUCCAGGUAGGAAACAGGAUCGAUUUUUGUGGGAUAGGGAUUGCAAUCGGGUGUUAAAACUUCACAAUUUUCAGGUGUUAACACUACCCAAUCCACGUCUGAAAUGGGAUCUAAUGUUGUAAGAUACGCGAUUGGGUGUUGACAAAACAAAACUUUUCGGAUUUUGAUUCCAAUCCACCGCUAAAACGGAAUGGAAUUUCGUGGGAUGCGGAUCUUGAUCGGCUUUUUACAAAACCAGUUUUAAGGAUUGCGAUCCAAAUUCCGAUCCCGUUACUUUUGCUCCGUGUAAAUGGAAUAUAUCUUUCGUAUCUUAUCUACCCCAUAAUUUUGUCUGAGUGACUUUUAUAACUAAUUGUGGGUAUAUGCAUGACAUCAUAACCCUAACAUUUACACUUACAACACAUCGCCAAGACAAUAAGAAUCACGUGGUUGAUAAAAAGUUUGACAACAUUUAGAUUCAUAUCAGUAUGUAAAUCAUAUUUAUUUCAUUUAGAUUGAUAGAAUUUUUAACUUUGGUAAUCCUUAAGAAUGGUAUGAUUUUACAGCGAUUGAAUUUUUCUGAAAUGAAAGGAUUCAAGCUAUUGUUCUUUAACUAAAGUGCCAACAUCAUAAUAGUGCGGCUUUCAAGGGUCUGGAAGUUUCUUCGAGAGAAAUUCAAUCGCUGAUUAACGUAUGUAUUAGGAGUUAUUUAUUCAAUAUUGGGUGAGUGCUCAAAUGACGAUACGAACGCUCCAGUGACAUUCUUCUCUUGCUUAUAAAUUGAAUAUUGCGGAACAGGGUGAUUAUAUCCGCGAAGGGAGAUGCUAUGCAUCCGAAAAAUGUUUUCAGAUUUGUCAACGAUAAAAUAUAUUGAAUUUAACAUAUCAGUUAUAUGAAGUUAACAAUCUGAGCUGUCUUGUCCUAUUACUGACCCCCUUGUCCUAUUACUGACCCCCUUGUCCUAUUACUGACCCCCUUGUCCUAUUACUGACCCCCUUGUUCUAUUACUGGCCCCCUUUCUGCUUUAUAGCAUUCCUUAUUCCGAUUCAAGGGAGUUUUAAUUUUUUACAUUAUUCAAGCCUCAAUUUUCAUUAAGCGAAUUGUUUUUGGAAUUUUUGCAUAACAAACCUAUUGCAAUUUUGACGAGAAAAUUGUACCUGGAGCUGUGCAGUAUAAUUUUAAAUGUAGAGUAAAUGUGAAGGCGGGUGCUAUGUGUCUGGCAAUGUGACUUGUAUCUACCGUUAUUGUGUUUUCUGAUAUAGAAACAAAUGUUUAUGGUAGUAUUAAUUGUUUUGGUCA